CAGGUGACGACGAGUCGGGCAACGAGUCAAGAUUCUUCGGAUUCCACCUGUGCAUAGAACUAAUAAAAAUUAGUUCACUGUCGCCGCUGCUCGACUCGCCGAUCCGAUCUUAGCUUUUAUAUAACAGUUUACAAAUAGAAGCAUCGACAUGCCAAUCAACGUCAAGAUAUCCCUCUGCAAGAUCACUAGGGCAAGCAAGUUGUUCCAGCGCAAUUACUACUUGCCCCUACUCAAGCCCUUGUCGCCCAAAGACGCAUUAAGGAGAAAAAUCAUCACCGGGGAGAACGUUUUAGGGAGCCGCAUCGAACAUUACAUCCCCGUACUCAAACCUCACGAAGAGAAACUUGCCGAGAAGAAACGACGUGGCAAAGGGGUCCCGGUGAUUAAAAAGAAAAUAAAACGAAAUGAAAACAUACGAUAUGUCGAACCAUUCCUGGACGAGAACAUGGAAGGGCACCCGGCGGUCAACAACAUUCUGGUACGUAAACCCCGGGGGCGCGGACAGUAUUAUGUAUAUGAAUGCACCGACAAAGGAUGCAAUCUAGUUAUUAGCUACCAAAUGGAAAAAGCCAUCAAGGAUAAAGACAUUGUGGACAUAACUAUCGCUCAACGCAGCGAGAAAAUUCUAAUUAAGCUGGCGAACGGGCUCAAGGUAACCGUCCCGAUAGCCCCAUUCAACCAAAACUGCACCCUCUACAGAGGAUCAGGCUGGACCAAGGAGCACGUGGAACAAGAACACCACCACGGCAAAGAGACCUUCUCCAUAGCGAAGCUGUUUGAGGCCAAAGAGUCUGGCGUGGAAGAAUGGGAGUUGGAGAUGAUGCGGCUGGCAAACAAACGCAAGAAGAAGGUCAAGGGUGAGGACAGCAUGGACUGGAAGGCCAUGAUGAGUGGCUGCUUGGAAAACAUGGAUUGGGACAAGUUUGAGGAGGACACGAAACAAAUCGUUGUCGAACAAGAGGAAACCGUCGAAGAAGAAAACAUCCCCAUGGAGGUGGAUGAUAUGGAAAAAACUAGACACGUCAACGAGAAACUGAAAGAGGGCGGUGAAGCUGUGCUGGAGCAACUCCCAACUAUGCUCGAGGUACCCCAGGUCAUAAAGAACUUUGAAAGUGGUGAAAUGGAGGAAAUGGUAAACGUAUCUGGGGCCAGAGUACAAAUUCCUGAUGGACGCUCUUGCUUCGUCCCAGGUCAGAUCGUUAAAACAGACGAAAAUGAAAUAUUCGUGCCUGGUCAAACUGUCGAACAGGAAGACGGUACCUCCGAAUACACGCCUGGCAUCACCGUACUUUUAGAAGGUGAACCCACGUUAAUUCCAGGUUUGGUAAUGGGCGAGGAGGAAUCUCCAGCAAUGUUCUUGCCAGGAGAAUCGACUAUUACAGAGGAAGGUCAACUCAAGUUCGAAGCGACCGACGACGAUCUCCCACCAGCGCGUCGUCGCAGAGAGUUGACUCCCAGUCCUCCCCCACCACCGAAACCGAAACCACGCGUAAUCAAGGAUGAAGAAAUAGUCAUUAAGCGUCGUACCUUUGAGGAACCGUCAGAGCCUUUGAUUAAGGAACGCGUCAAGAAACGACCUCCAGUUGAAAUGAAACCUAAAGAGCGGACACCUCCGAGGGAGGUUUUCAGACCUGAGAGACAACCAGUCGAAGAUCCCUUAAAGGUCUUGGAGGAGCAACGGAGAUUACGUGAGGAGGAGGAAAAGAAACGGAUGAAGGAACGACAGGAGGAGAAGAUACUUAAGGAGGAGAGCAAGGUGAUGAAAUUACGCAUGGAGGUUCGGAAGAAGUGCAAGGAAAUGAAGAUCGAGAAGCCCCCGAAGUACGAGCCAUUGCAGCCGGUGAAAAAGAGCGCUAAACUGGAGGAAUUGGAGCUGAGCAUUAAAAAGGGCACCUUCUUCGAUGAUGAUAAGACGAAGGAUAUCAUCGAGAGGGCCAAAACUCAGACCAGGAUGUUAAAGUAUCAAAAGUUUCUGAGCUCGUACAGUUCAGAUUUUGACUUUAAGCGGCACUAAGUUUAGUUUUGGUGCGGCGGCUGCUCCGGACAUUUUUUAUUUUAUCAGCCGACGGCACACAUACAGUUUUUUAGAAGGGGGAUUCCAUCCAGCAGAACUGCCGCUGCGACGCCGGUGAUCCAGUAAUAGACGAGCGCCGCGACGGAAUUCAUCACGCACAUCUCGACUCACCACGAACCUAAAAUUCCGAACGAAAAAUCCGCUUCUAUUUGUAAACAGUAGUUCAUUCGCCUAUUUGUUUAAUUUAAGUUUAUUUUUUAAGUGUUAUCAUAAGAACCGGAAAAAGUUUUAAAUAAAAAUCUGUAAAAUGGUCAA
Molecule: messenger RNA, 2329 nt
Organism: Anthonomus grandis grandis
Lineage: Eukaryota; Metazoa; Arthropoda; Insecta; Coleoptera; Curculionidae
Product: titin-like
Exons: 2
Coding region: 149-2014 (621 amino acids)
Source: RefSeq, a predicted model, not a curated record